Molecule: messenger RNA, 827 nt
Organism: Coccinella septempunctata (seven-spotted ladybird)
Lineage: Eukaryota; Metazoa; Arthropoda; Insecta; Coleoptera; Coccinellidae
Product: peflin-like
Exons: 2
Coding region: 107-796 (229 amino acids)
Biological process (GO): COPII vesicle coat assembly
Molecular function (GO): calcium ion binding
Source: RefSeq, a predicted model, not a curated record
AGAAAUCAAACCAAAUUCGACGUUCUGUCACUGAUCAAUGUCAUGGACUGAUUCGUAGUGAUUUUUCCAUUUCCAAAUUAGGUGUAUACUUUACCAAAAACGAAAGAUGUCAGAACCAGAUCUGAUAUCCCAGAAAACCCUGUCCACCACACAGGAUGAUGCAAUGGUGAUGGAUGACAUUUCUUCAGGAGAUGAGAAUUCGAUAGUGGAUAAGAGAUCCUACGGGAAAUACAUACGAGAACCGGACUUGGUGUCCGACCAAAUAGCCCCAUGUCGCACCUACGUAUCCCCGCAAGAUAUGCAGAAGUGGUUCGGAGACCUGGAGCACAAACAAGAUGGCAAGAUGACGGCGAAAGAACUGCAGCAGGCCUUCGAAAUCUUCCAAGGACGCUAUUUCUCGGACAGCGCUUGCAAAUUCGUGGUCAGGCUGUUCGAUCUGGAUCAGAACGGCGGACUGGACAUCAGAGAGUUCGAACUCUUGUACUACUACAUCAAGCAAUGGGUGACUGCCUUCAACGCUUACGACAAGGAGAGGACUGGUUUGCUGGACGAAGGUCAGCUGGAUUUCGCCUUGAAACACAUGGAUAUCCAUUUUUCGCCGGAGUUUAUACGUUAUCUGAUCCAGAGGACCAAUCCGAACGCUACCAAGAUGCCGCUGGAUAAGUACAUAGUCACAUGCAUUCAGAUCCAGAGGUACACCGACGAGUUCAAACAGAGAGACACUGAAUUCACAGGGCAUAUCAACGUUAAGUAUGAGGACUUCCUGGAGAUGGUCAUGAGAUGCAGCGUUAUUUAGUUUUGUCUCGAUUAAAGUUUUGUCAGUUUUA